Pecten maximus is the source of this 1793-nucleotide messenger RNA. Its product is annotated as ganglioside GM2 activator-like. Gene Ontology annotation, biological process: ganglioside catabolic process; lipid transport. Gene Ontology annotation, molecular function: enzyme activator activity; lipid carrier activity. The record is from RefSeq and is a predicted model, not a curated record. Bases 165 to 767 code for a protein of 200 amino acids. NCBI's taxonomy places the organism in Eukaryota, Metazoa, Mollusca, Bivalvia, Pectinida, Pectinidae. Gene Ontology annotation, cellular component: cytoplasmic side of plasma membrane. The transcript is spliced from 4 exons.
UACGGAGUAACGUAUAAAGACAAGACAGACCAUAUGAUUGUAAAUGUCACCAAGUCCAGCCCAUUUUACCUGAAAACCUUGACCAGGUGAUUGCCUAUCUACAAAGGUCUUAUAUAGGUUGGAUAAGAACGGAAGGUCAUUGUUAGAGAAUCUCUCAAUCAACCAUGUCAUACCUCAGCGUUGUAAUAGCCAUCUGCCUGGUCUGUGUGUGCCAUGCCGGGACCUUUCCCUUCAGUGACUGCAUGAGAACCAACAAUGAACGUAACUCUAACAACAUCGUCCAUGUUAACGCGGCCACGGCCAGCCCUUUCCCUGUCGUUGUCCCCGGGCCUGUUGACAUCGUAGGAAACUUGGAUGUCUACAAGAACAUAACUGGCCCUCUCCAGAUGUCUCUGUCUGUCAAAAGGAAAGUGUUGGGACUCUGGGUACCAAUACCAUGCAUCUCCAAUGUUGGCAGCUGUACCUAUGACGAUGUGUGCUCGCUUUUGAGCUCAUCCUUCAUGAAAGAUGGAACAGCAAAUUGCCCCCCACAGCUGUCUGGAGAAGGCUUACCAUGUACAUGUCCAAUUCCAGCGGGCCACUACGAAUUACGCCACGGACAUUUCCAGAUCCCUGAGUUGUCUGGGGUCUGGAGCUGGUUAGCGUCGGGAGACUAUCAGAUCCGAGCCACCCUGACAGACAAGGCCAGGAGUACACAAGUGGCCUGUCACUCCAUGGAUAUGUCGAUCGGUGCCCCGUGCUCAUUCUUCAGCUGCCUAUUCGGAUAAGCUUUUUUUUUAUGUUUGAUCAGGUUUCAGAUUCUGAUGUGAUUAUUAAUAAAACAAUUGCGUCAUCCACCGAGUAAAUAUUUCCCUUUUCCUUUCAGUUUUUCUGGAGUGCUCACAAUUUUAGAAAAACAAAUUAUCAAAUGGUACGUGUAGGAAGACAGACAGACAUUUUCAGACAUAUUUUAGAACAAGCUCCAGUAAUAUGUUUUGAAAAGGGACAAACUCUCCUCCAAUCAAAAAGGCCAAAAUGUCUUCCUUAACCUGCAGAUUAAACGUUGUGAAUGACUAAAUGUUACUUGUUUAAAAUUCACUCAUUAAGUAAACUCAAAAAAAUCAUUAGAAAUUCUUGUUAAACUUUACAAUAUAUUUCAAUGGAUCCAUAUGGUGAGACCAGAAGUCAUUUACUAUAUUGCAGCAAGUCAAGAUUGAGUCUAGUUUCCCAGACAGAGCCAGUCUCGUAUGUUUCCAAGAUGUAGUUUCCAUGCACCGCUGUCGUACAACUUUCGCGAUUUCAUCAUUGCAUCUAUAAAAUGAGGAGAAAACAUAUCUGUAUAAAUGUAUCAUGUAAAAAGCCACCUGUCAUAUGGGUGGGAAAUGAAUACAAAACGAGGUCUUUUUUUUUUGAUUUUUUAUUUUCAAGAUAACUUGGAAUGGUAGAUCACUUUGCAAGGAAAGGUUAUCAAAGUAAGGCAUGAGACCGUAAAAUAUAAAGGAACAGUUUCCAAGUGUAUAUAGUGUAAACAUACGACGUGCAAAAUGUUUUACCAACACCGAUCUACACAAGAGGUUUUAGUCUUCUCUUUCUGUUUCAUAUGUCUUUGAAGAUUUGUUCAAUUUAAAACAGACAACUAGAUAUUCUGUGAUGAUAAAAUUUACAUUGAGAUUCGAGGGAGACAUUUUCAGUAACAGGUAUAUACAUAAGAUUCCGAUGAGAUGUGUCAGUUAUAUCUUCUCAAAGUAUUACCUAUAUAACAUACACUUUGUGAAUAUCCAGAUAUUGUCCAGCCAUAAAAACUUUUAAACGUU